UCUGCUCACAUGGUAGAUUUUCCCUUCCUGUCCCUGCGUGGCCGGCGAUCUCUUCACAGGAUCCAUACGCUUUUUCCACACUUUUUCCCCCAUCCAUUUUUUUAAUGAAUGUAGGAUUUAAUUACCUCUCGCUGGAUUAAGGAAGGGAUGCAAAAUGAACUGAGUAUGAUGUCUACUGUAAAUGUUUUGUCUUUCAACCGCAAAUCACUGGCUUUCGAGUCACUGCACAAAGUGCGGGUCGGGGUUGAUAAUACAGCAUUCUCGGUUAUUCUGUUAAGGUGACCACAAGUCAUGAGAUCCUCGUCUUCUCGCUUGUCAAGUUUUUCAUCAAAAGAUUCUUUAUGGAGCCGGAUGCCGGAUCAGAUCUCCGUAUCCGAGUUUCUCUCGGAGACCACGGAGGAUUACAACUCUCCCACCACGUCCAGCUUCACCACCCGCCUACAGAGCUGCCGGAACACCGUCGGCGUCCUGGAGGAGGCUCUGGACCAGGACCGGACAGCUUUGCAGAAGGUGAAGAAAUCAGUCAAAGCGAUCUACAAUUCAGGCCAAGAUCAUGUCCAGAACGAGGAAAACUACGCACAGGCCCUGGACAAGUUUGGUAGCAACUUCAUCAGCCGGGACAACCCCGACCUGGGAACGGCGUUCGUCAAGUUCUCCACGCUGACCAAGGAGCUGUCUGCACUGCUCAAGAACCUGCUGCAGAGUCUCAGCCACAAUGUCAUCUUCACCCUGGACUCCCUGUUGAAAGGAGACCUCAAAGGGGUCAAAGGGGACUUAAAGAAGCCUUUUGACAAAGCCUGGAAGGACUAUGAGGCCAAGUUCACAAAGAUUGAGAAGGAGAAGAGGGAACACGCCAAGCAGCACGGAAUGAUCCGCACGGAGAUCACGGGGGCGGAGAUUGCCGAGGAGAUGGAGAAGGAGAGGCGACUCUUUCAGCUGCAGAUGUGUGAGUACCUGAUCAAAGUGAAUGAGAUCAAGACGAAGAAGGGCGUGGAUCUUCUCCAGAACCUUAUCAAGUAUUACCACGGACAGUGCAACUUUUUCCAAGACGGCUUGAAGACUGCAGACAAGCUGAAGCAGUAUAUCGAGAAGCUUUCUGCAGACCUCUACAAUAUAAAGCAGACUCAGGACGAGGAGAAGAAGCAGCUCACGGCCCUGCGAGACCUGAUCAAAUCCUCCCUGCAGCUGGACCAGAAGGAGGACUCUCAGAGCAAGCAGGGUGGUUACAGCAUGCACCAGCUCCAGGGGAACAAGGAGUUCGGCAGCGAGAAGAAGGGCUACCUAAUGAAGAAAAGUGAUGGUUUGAGGAAGGUCUGGCAGAGGAGAAGAUGUUCUGUCAAGGGAGGCAUCCUCACGAUCUCGCACGCCACGUCCAACAGGCAGCCAGUGAAGCUCAACCUGCUCACCUGCCAGGUGAAACCCAGUCCCGAAGACAAGAAGUGCUUCGACCUCAUUUCCCAUAAUCGGACAUAUCACUUUCAGGCUGAAGAUGAACAGGAAUUUGUGAUCUGGAUCUCGGUGCUGACAAACAGCAAGGAGGAGGCCCUGAACACAGCAUUCCAGGGUGAGCAAAGCGCCGGGGAGGACGGCCUGGAAGACCUCACCAAGGCCAUCAUCGAGGACGUGCUGCGUAUGCCUGGCAACGAGGUCUGCUGCGACUGCGGGGCUGCAGACCCCAAAUGGUUGUCCACAAACUUGGGCAUUUUAACAUGCAUCGAGUGCUCCGGCAUUCACCGGGAAAUGGGGGUUCACAUUUCACGAAUACAGUCCAUGGAACUGGAUAAAUUAGGCACCUCUGAACUCUUGCUGGCCAAGAAUGUAGGAAAUAGUAGUUUUAAUGAUAUUCUGGAGGGAUAUCUCCCUUGCCCAUCACCAAAGCCUACUCCAUCGAGUGACAUGACCGCGCGUAAGGAAUUCAUCAACGCCAAGUACGUGGACCACAAGUUCGUACGCAAGACCUGCACGUCAGCAGCCGCCAAGCUGAAUGAGCUGCUGGAGGCUGUGAAGUCACGUGAUCUGCUGGCACUGAUCCAGGUCUACGCCGAGGGGGUGGAGCUAAUGGAGCCCCUCCCUGAGACGGGCCAGGAGGCAGGAGAGACAGCACUCCACUACUCCGUGCGGACAGCUGACCAGACCUCUCUGCACUUGGUUGACUUCCUGGUCCAGAACAGCGGCAAUCUGGAUAAACAGACGGAGAAUGGCAACACAGCCCUGCACUACUGCUGCAUCUACGAGAAGCACGAGUGCUUGAAGCUACUCCUGAGGGGCAAGCCAGCCACUGACAUCACCAAUCAAAAUGGGGAAACUGCACUGGACGUUGCCAAGCGACUAAGGAAAUCCCAGUGUGAGGAGCCUCUGAUGCAGGCGGCUGCCGGAAAGUUCAACCCCCACAUCCACGUGGAAUACGAGUGGAGGCUGGAGGAGAUGGACGAGAGCGACGACGACCUAGAUGACAAGCCCAGCCCCGUGAAGAAGGAGCGCUCCUCUCGGCCCCAGAGCUUCUGCCACCCAUCCAGCAUCUCCCCCCAGGACAAGCUGUCCCUCCCCAGCUUCACCGGCCUCCGGGACAAGCAGCGUCUCUCCUACGGCGCCUUCACCAACAGCGCCCCCACUGACUCGCCCACCUCACCCGUCACAGACGGCCCUCCCCUGCCCCCCCGGAAUGCAGCUAAAGUUCCUUUCUGCGCCCCCCCCUCCUCCCUCCCUCUGAGCUCACAGGCUCCUGGGGGGAGCUCUACCCUGUCCAAGAAGAGGCCGCCGCCCCCUCCCCCUGGGCACAAACGCACCCUGUCUGACCCACCCAGCCCAAUACCUCACGGCCCCCAGAGUAAAGGUGGGAUCGCUUGGGGAAAUGACUCGACUCCACCUUCUUUGAACAAGACUUCUCCUUCAUCCAACAAGUUCGAGGGCAUUCUACAGCAGCAAAGUUCUGCUUCAGGUACCACAAAAUCUACACUUGGUCCAAGGGUCCUUCCCAAACUACCUCAAAAAGUGGCACUGCGGAAAAUAGACACCAUCCACCACCCCUCUAUGGACAAAAGCGGCCAGUCUGCCGAGAUCUUUCAGAAGUCACCCCAAUCCACCGAGGUUCUCCAGAAGUCUCCCCUGCCAGAGAAGCCCCAGUUGGCAGAUCUUCCACCCAAGCCCCAGAUCUCCGAGCUGCCCCCUAAGCCUGGAGAGCUACCCCCUAAACCUCCACUGUCUGACCUUCCUCCUAAACCCCAGCUGGGAGACUUGCCCCCCAAGCCCCAAAUUAAGGACCUACCUCCCAAGCCCCAGCUCUCUGACAUCGGUGCGAAGCCCCCAGUAGCUGAACCUGCCCAGAAGCCCCUCUCCGGGGAGCCGAUGCCCAAAUCCCAGCCCUCGGAUUUGCCGGCCCCCAGUCAGCUGGUGGAACCAUCGCCCAAACAGCCGAGCGAAGACACCAAUGGCGGCCCGGCCGGCGCCAGUGAGAUGCCAGUGCCGCUGCCCAGAAAGAUAAACACUGGUAAAGCCAAAGUGAGGCGGGUAAAGACCAUCUAUGAGUGCCAGGCUGACAACGACGACGAGCUAACGUUCGCGGAGGGGGAGGUGAUUGUGGUGACAGGGGAGGAGGACCAGGAGUGGUGGAUUGGCCAUAUCGAAGGGCAGCCGGAAAGGAAGGGGGUGUUCCCCAUGUCAUUCGUGCACAUUCUGUCAGACUGACAGUGGGACGGACAGCUCAGCCGCCCAAUCUCCGGCUGGCCCCGCCCCUCAGUGUGUGCUCCAUCCAAUAGAAUGCCACUGAGGGCCAGAGGGCCACUCCUCUGUAAAUAGCUGCUGUUACAGACAUGGGCAGAGAAAACGCGAAACCACCUGGCCAAAGGUGUGCAGUGUGUGUAUGUAUUGUAAAUAAACUGCGUUAACCUGCCUUUACCAGUAUUAACCUAGCCUUCCAAACCGGCACACCUUACAAGGUUUGUGGUAGCCAUUCUCCAGCACUUAGCAUCUGCUAUGGUAUAUAAGUAUGUAUACAUACAUGUACAUGUAUGAACAUGUAUGCAUAUGUGUGUUCAUGCCUGUGCAUAAUGUAUUUAUACAUGCCUAUUUUUCUGUACAUGCUCCAGUGUGUAUCCUAUCAGUGUAUGCUGCCUGCUAAAGGCGCUUAAGGAGGUCAAAUGGCUAUAUCUCUUAGCUUGUAUAUCACCAGUAUCAUUGCUUAUAUCCCUGAAAUACCCGCAGAAUCAAGGUAACUUUUUGAGACUUCAAAACUCUCACUCUCGCCUGGAAGACUAAAGCGGCAGAGGAAGAGGAGACUUAAUGCAAAGCUAAUAAAUGCAUGUCCGAGGAUGAGAUAUAUCCCCAUUAAAUGUAUCGUUGAGUGCUGCUUGCUGAAUGUUUGAAGAGAGCUGUUCUAUGGAAGCCUGGUACCCAGAAAUGUGAUGCGGUCUGUGUAUCUCAGUAACAUUCAAGGGAUUCAGUUCUCCACCAGCUGGUGGAGAUACUGUCGCAGGACAGAAGUAGCCGAGUCACGCCCCCCCCCAACCCCCCCCUCCUCCUUACCUCCCUGUGACACACACAGCAACGGGCAGGUACCGAUUUCUUAAGUUUGGUGUGUAUUGUGGAGUGGGUUUGAGGGUGGGCCCUCCGUGGGAUCUUCAGAAGUUCCUCCUGACAGAGCAGAUGAAGGCAUGGGGCCCUGGACACCUCACUUUCUGCUGCAGUCUGGACAGCCCUUGGACUCCUGAUGCCAGCAUGUGGUUUUCUGAAGAUUCUGGGCCUUAGAAACCUUUGUGUUAUAACAGACUGGAAUUUCCACCCCCUCCCCCUUAGUGAUGUCACAAGUGUCUGAUAUACAUUAACAGACAGUUCAUACCCAUGCUGUGUCCCCGUAGUCAAAUUUGGGGGCAAAGAAUUCAGUGUAUUAAAAGGUAUUAACCAUC
Molecule: messenger RNA, 4901 nt
Organism: Brienomyrus brachyistius
Lineage: Eukaryota; Metazoa; Chordata; Actinopteri; Osteoglossiformes; Mormyridae
Gene: asap1b
Product: ArfGAP with SH3 domain, ankyrin repeat and PH domain 1b
Exons: 30
Coding region: 292-3684 (1130 amino acids)
Biological process (GO): positive regulation of GTPase activity
Cellular component (GO): cytoplasm
Molecular function (GO): protein binding; GTPase activator activity
Source: RefSeq, a predicted model, not a curated record